AGCAUCACAUCAGAUCCCAGGUUGGAGUUGUGUUGACAGUAGUCAUGGCAGCAUCUGCGCAGGAGACGGCACCCUGGCAGGUGUACCUUGCCAGUGGUGCUAACCGGCUCUCCCAUGACCACAGAGGGGGACUCUGGAACAGCAUUUGCAGUGGUGAGGGAGGAUAUGGAACCCGCAUCUCAAUGGAAUAUGCAUCAAGUGUCCCUGUGAGCGUCACCAAUGUCUCAAACUCCCUGUGCCUCAAUGAGAGGGAGAAUAUGCAAGAUCUUAACGAUCGCUUCGCCUCCUACCUGGAAAAGGUACACCAACUAGAGGCAGCCAACGCUCAGCUUGAGCUACAGAUCAAGGAACAUCUGGAGAGAAGCUCCCUUGGUGACCGUGAAGACAUGGGUCGACACUUGGGGAUGAUCGAUAACCUUCGGAACCAGAUUUCUGAAUGGUACACAACCCAUGCCCAACUCAGGCUGCAGGUCACCAAUGCUCAACUGGAAGUCUAUGGCUAUAAAUACAAGUGUGAACAGGAGGAGAGGCGUCUCUUGGCAGCGGAGGCAGAACUGAGCCACCUGCAGAGUAUUCAGCAUGAGUUCAUCGAUAGGGAAGGAGAUCUGCACAUCCAACUGGAUGGAAACCUGGAGGAAAUUGACCUCCUCAAGAGCAACCAUGAGGAGGAAGUGCAGGGAGUGAUGGCCCAGAUGUCUGGGUUGGUUAACGUGGAGAUGGACUGUGCUCACUCAGUGGACCUGAAUGAGAGUCUCAGUCGCCUAAGGGAGCAGUGUGGGGCGAUGGUCCUGAAGAACAAAACAGAGGCUGAGAGCUGGUUUCGGAGCAAGGUGGACAGUAUGAAGACCCAGGUGACCGUCUGUUCCGAUGGGUCCGAGGUUAGGCAGACAGAGAUAGAUGACCUAAAGAGAACAGUCCAGGACCUAACUCUGGAGUUGCAGCUAUUGGAGACCCAGAAUCUGUCAAUGGAGAGGGACGAGAUGGAAGUGAACGAGCGAUACAGUAUUCACCUUAGUCGGCUUCAGAAGCACUUAGACAGCCUGGAGGUGGAGCUGCUGCAGCUAUGUACAGCCACAGAGCAGCAGGCUGUCCAGUACCUGAUGCUACUGGACAUCAAGACCAGGCUGGAGAGGGAGAUUGCUGAGUACAGGAGACUGCUGGAUGGAGGGGGAGCCAGCAGGAAAUCAAUCCCCAACGCCAUGGCUAGUGUCACGUCUCACUGUGCAAUGAGCAAUGGAACUGCCUUCCAACACGUCUCCAUGCCAAUUCAGAGUUCCUCCAUUAGUGUACCAAGAGCAAGUGUACCAAUAAUUUGUGUACCAAGAGCAAGCGUGUCAAGUAUUAGUGAGACCUCAAGAGAGACCUCAAGCAAUUUAGAAAAUGGAGGACAAGUGGUAGGUGCAGCCAUUGGGGAGCAGGUUACCCUUGUGCAGAAAGUGUUUCUGUAUAAUGCCUCCGAUAAAACAGUGCAGAGUGUACAAACUUCCAAUCAGGUUAGCACUGUAAAAGAAGUCCAAAGCAAGUGUUUAGAAAGUGGGCAUCGGGUUGGAUAUUCAGAGAGCAGCGCUAACACCAGCUUUGCACAACAUGGAUCUAGCACUAACACCAGCCCUGCACAACAUGGAGCUAGCGCUAACACCAGCUUUGCACAACAUGGAGCUAGCGCUAACACCAGCUCUGCACAACAUGGAGCUAGCGCUAACACCAGCUCUGCACAACAUGGAGCUAGCGCUAACACCAGCUCUGCACAACAUGGAGCGAGCGCUAAAACCAGCUCUGGAGCUCAACAUGGAGCUCACGUUGUGAGUAGCGUUGAGAAUAAAACCAUCACUGUCAGUAGAGUCAAUUACAGACCACUUGAUAAUAUCAGUGUGAUUAUCUCAACAGCUCAGAUUAGCGAAGAUGCACCUCAGAUUAAAGACACAGAAGUUGUUCAGAUCACUAGUAGUGAUGUUGAUGUUACCAAUGUUAACUGUGGAGGACAGACUGCUAGCAAGGUGAAUGAAGAAGAGAUAAGCAUUGCCGAUGACUCAGUACAAGUUAGCAGUGAGGAGGCCGUAGUGGUGGUUGGUGUCAGUGAUGUAAAAAGCACAGGUCAGAUAAAAUGUAGGGAAACUGAGAUCCAGGAGAGAAGUGUGGAAAGUGAGACUAACAUAGGCAGUGAAAAUCAGAUUGUUAGUACUGUGCAUGAUGCUCGAAUGAUCUCCGCAGAGGAAGAAAACCAAUUCAGAAGUGAGGAGACUCAGAUUGACAGCAUGGAGGUUAGGAGUCAGAUGAAUAGCUGUCAAAUUGGAACUCAGAUCAGUGGAGUUCUGAGUGUUUCGGAAAGUGUUGCUCAGAUAACCCGUGUAGGAAAUGGCAGUCAGAUCAGCUGUGUUGAAACUGGAGCACAGCUCUGCUCCUUGGAGAUAAACAUCACAGAAAAUGAGGUUCAGCCAAGCAGUCAGCCAACAGAAGUAAAUAUCACCCAAUCGGAAGACAGAUUUGAGAUGAUAAAUGCUGAACAUGGAGAGCAUGUUAUUAUAGAGGAAACUAUCCUUGAGGAGACAAGCUGUAUAUCCAGAAAGAGUGACACUGUGGAGAGCAGCAGGGUUGAAAGCAUAGGACCGGUUGAUGAGCUGGAAGUCACAGCUGUAGUUGGUGAUGCAGACGACGAAGGUCAAACAAACUGUGAGGAGAGUAGAGGUCAGAUAAACAUUGCUCAGGGUGGUGACCUAACGAGCACAAUCAUAACAACAAGUGUGGUUGAAAUGAAGAGUGCUGAUGAGGCUGAUGACCUGACAAGAAGUGUGGUUGAGAUGGUCAGCACAGAAAUACCAAUGGCAUCCAGCCCUGUGGAAUUUGAGGUUCCAAUUGUCCACAGGGAGUACAGAGCUCAAACCCCCUUGAUGGAGAGUGAAGGUAUGAUUAGCAGAGAUGUUCAAAUGAUUGACCACGUCUCUACAGGUGACAUAAGCACUGUGGAAACUGUAGUAGUCCCGUUCCCAUCCGUGUCUCAGACAACUGACAGCGAUAAUGCUAACAGCAAGGGAUGCGAGGCAAAGGAAACUGUGAUCCAGGUGAAGAAAGUGGAAGGUCCAGUUCCAAACAGCAGUGCAGAACAUCGGGGUCUGAUCACCAAUGUUGUACAGAUUAGCAGCGCUGCAAGUGACAAUACGAUCAGCAGUGCCACAGGUGUAGCGGUAAAAGUGCCAGCUAGCACAGUGGCAAGUGCAGCGGAGAUCAUCAGUGAUAUGAGAAGUGGAAGUAUGAUAUGUACAGGAGGUAUGACUAGUGUAGGCAGUGGUGGUUUGAUCAGCAGGACAGAAAGUGGCUAUAUGAUGAAUAAUGUGGUAAGUGGACAGAUGAUAUCUAGUGCAGGAAGUGGACACAUGGUAACUAGUGCAGGAAGUGGACACAUGAUAACUAGUGCAGGAAGUGGACACAUGGUAACUAGUGCAGGAAGUGGACACAUGGUAACUAGUGCAGGAAGUGGACACAUGAUAACUAGUGCAGGAAGUGGACACAUGAUAACUAGUGCAGGAAGUGGACACAUGGUAACUAGUGCAGGAAGUGGACACAUGAUAACUAGUGCAGGAAGUGGACACAUGGUAACUAGUGCAGGAAGUGGACACGUGAUAACUAGUGCAGGAAGUGGACACAUGAUAACUAGUGCAGGAAGUGGACACAUGGUAACUAGUGCAGGAAGUGGACACGUGAUAACUAGUGCAGGUAGUGGACACAUGAUAACUAGUGCAGGAAGUGGACAGAUGAUAACUAGUGCAGGAAGUGGACACAUGUUAACUAGUGCAAGUAGUGGAGGAAGUGGAGAAUGGUUGGUUUAUGGUGGAAGUACAGGCAGACUCAGUGGUCCGGGUAGUGGAGGCAGACUCAGUGGUCCAGGUAGUGGAGGCAGACUCAGUGGUCCAGGUAGUGGAGGCAGACUCAGUGGUCCAGGUAGUGGAGGCAGACUCAGUGGUCCAGGUAGUGGAGGCAGACUCAGUGGUCCAGGUAGUGGAGGCAGACUCAGUGGUCCAGGUAAUAGUAACGGCAGUGGAGUCUGGACCCAUGUGAAUUCCGAAAGUGUCUCUCAGUUUAACAGAAACACGAGCAAUGAAAGGACUGGUAGACUUAGCAGUACAGGAAGUGGAGAAUGGAAGGUUUAUAGUGGAAGUAAUGGACAGAUCAGUAAGGCAGGAAGUGGGGGAAGAAUCAGCAGUGCUGGAAGUGGACACAUGAUCAGCAGUGCUGGAAGUGGACACAUGAUCAGCAGUGCUGGAAGUGGACACAUGAUCAGCAGUGCUGCAAGUGGACACAUGAUCAGCAGUGCUGCAAGUGGAGGUAGACUGAGAAGCAGAAGCACAGGAAGUGGAGGUAGUGGACAUAUGAUCAGUAGUGCAGGAAGUGGAGGUAGACUGAGUAGCAGUAGCACAGGAAGUGGAGGUAGUGGACAUAUGAUCAGCAGUGCAGGUACUAGUGGACAGAGAAUUAGUAGUACAGAGGGUGGUGUCAGGGUCAGCAGUGGGGGUAGUCGAGUGAUUACCAGCAGUGGUGGUCCAGCCAGCAGCCCCAGCAGAGUGACCAUCAGGAACACAGGAAGCGGAGGCGGUGGAGGCAGAGAGCGGAUCAGCGUCUGUAAAAUGGCUGCCCUCUCCAUAUCAGCUGCCGUGAAAGAAAGAGAAAAGGCCCAGGAGGUCCGUCGGGAAUCCUACACAAAACAGGUGUCAGCCACCAGUCCUCGGGUCCAGCGGUGGAUGAGAACAUCAGUAGAAGAAACUGUGGACAACAGUAAAACUGAUGACAACAGUGUGCCAUUCUGAGUGGACAGAGGAGCAAGGCAUAAUGACAAAAUAGUCACACUACUUAUAGUUAAUACACAUCUAUUAAAUUGCAUUCCAUCAAAGGAGCGUUAAUACCUUUAAAUGACCAGUAUGACAAUGCACCUUCAUGUUAGAAAACAUGUUUUCACAGGAUCUCUGUCUGCAAUAAUUCCUGUUACUGUGCCUUUCAUCAUUGCUGUGAAUAAGUAAUGCACUGAGUUCUGUUUGAACAGUAAUCUAUAAAGUUCUGAAAUAUACUCUGACAUAGUUAUAGGGACGCAGGGGUGAUGCAAUUUGUUCUAUGCCAAACAAUUUGAUCUUAUUGGAGUCGGUUUCCUUGUAAAGCGCUUACACUUACAUUUAUCCAGAAGAUGUCAGUAUAUGCAUUUAGGUGAUCAGUUGUGGAGCGAGUCAACUAGUCAUCUCAUUUGACACAUUUACGCAAGUUAGUAUAACUUGAAGAUUUUAUUUUAGUAGUUUGAAGUCAAUGUAUCAAAGCUUAAAUAAAGCUUCUGAUGACUUAUUACUUUAUAUUGUUUUUAAUGAUGAAGAAAAUAUUUUACUGUUAUUACUUCACACUUUUGUUCUGAAAUUGUUCUGAAAUAUUAUUCUCAUCUUAUUUCGUUUUAUUGUGAUACAUUUCAAAUGUGUAUUUGAAAGUUUUCUUAUAAAGUAUAUGCAUCUGUUGGUCACAGAUACCUUUAAAAAAAAUAAGGUCGGGGCGUGGAUCAGAAAACCAGUCAGUAUGUGGUGUGACCAACAUUUCCCUCAUACAGCACGAUUACAUCUCCUUCGCAUAGAGUUGAUCAGCCUGUUGAUUGUGGACUGUGGAAUGUUGUCCCACUCCCCACUCCUCUUCAAGUUAAUGGAUAUUGGCGAGAACUGGAUCACGCUGUCAUACAUGGGUGACAUUGUCAGGAUUUGGCCAGGGUUGUUCCGGUUUUUGGUCACUAGAUGCCCCCAUUGUGCCUUUUGACCUUUUGUUUUCCCUUGAUCCCCAUUAUUAUUUGCACCUGUGCCUCGUUUCCCCUGAUUGU
Molecule: messenger RNA, 5836 nt
Organism: Oncorhynchus gorbuscha (pink salmon)
Lineage: Eukaryota; Metazoa; Chordata; Actinopteri; Salmoniformes; Salmonidae
Product: neurofilament medium polypeptide-like
Exons: 9
Coding region: 45-4799 (1584 amino acids)
Molecular function (GO): structural molecule activity
Source: RefSeq, a predicted model, not a curated record